Drosophila eugracilis is the source of this 11688-nucleotide messenger RNA. It is a transcript of the gene para, whose product is annotated as sodium channel protein para. Lineage: Eukaryota; Metazoa; Arthropoda; Insecta; Diptera; Drosophilidae. Bases 14 to 6466 code for a protein of 2150 amino acids. Gene Ontology annotation, molecular function: voltage-gated sodium channel activity; calcium ion binding. The record is from RefSeq and is a predicted model, not a curated record. Gene Ontology annotation, cellular component: voltage-gated sodium channel complex; plasma membrane. The transcript is spliced from 29 exons. Gene Ontology annotation, biological process: sodium ion transmembrane transport; membrane depolarization during action potential; neuronal action potential.
GGCCGCAUAGACAAUGACAGAAGAUUCCGACUCGAUAUCUGAGGAAGAACGCAGUUUGUUCCGUCCCUUUACCCGCGAAUCAUUGGUGCAAAUCGAACAACGCAUUGCCGCUGAACAUGAAAAGCAGAAGGAGCUGGAAAGAAAGAGAGCCGAGGGAGAGGUGCCGCAAUAUGGUCGCAAGAAAAAACAAAAAGAAAUCCGAUAUGAUGACGAGGACGAGGAUGAAGGUCCACAACCGGAUCCUACACUUGAACAGGGUGUGCCAAUACCUGUUCGAUUGCAGGGCAGCUUCCCGCCGGAAUUGGCCUCCACUCCUCUCGAGGAUAUCGAUCCCUACUACAGCAAUGUACUGACAUUCGUAGUUGUAAGCAAAGGAAAAGAUAUUUUUCGCUUUUCUGCAUCAAAAGCAAUGUGGCUGCUCGAUCCAUUCAAUCCGAUACGUCGUGUGGCCAUUUACAUUCUAGUGCAUCCAUUAUUUUCCCUAUUCAUCAUCACCACAAUUCUCGUCAACUGCAUCCUGAUGAUAAUGCCGACAACGCCCACGGUUGAGUCCACUGAGGUGAUAUUCACCGGAAUCUACACAUUUGAAUCAGCUGUUAAAGUGAUGGCACGAGGUUUCAUUUUAUGCCCGUUUACGUAUCUUAGAGAUGCAUGGAAUUGGCUGGACUUCGUAGUAAUAGCUUUAGCUUAUGUGACCAUGGGUAUAGAUUUAGGUAAUCUAGCAGCCUUGCGAACGUUUAGGGUGCUGCGAGCGCUUAAAACCGUAGCCAUUGUGCCAGGCUUGAAGACCAUCGUCGGUGCUGUCAUUGAAUCGGUGAAGAAUCUGCGCGAUGUGAUAAUCCUGACCAUGUUCUCCCUUUCGGUGUUCGCGCUGAUGGGCCUGCAGAUCUACAUGGGCGUACUCACUCAGAAGUGCAUCAAGAAGUUCCCGCUGGACGGCUCCUGGGGCAAUCUGACCGACGAGAACUGGGACUAUCACAAUCGCAAUAGCUCGAAUUGGUAUUCGGAAGACGAGGGCAUUUCAUUUCCGCUGUGCGGCAAUAUAUCUGGAGCGGGGCAAUGCGAUGACGACUAUGUGUGCCUGCAGGGGUUUGGGCCAAAUCCGAAUUAUGGUUAUACCAGUUUUGAUUCAUUCGGUUGGGCCUUCCUGUCCGCUUUCCGGCUGAUGACACAGGACUUCUGGGAGGAUCUGUAUCAGCUGGUGUUGCGCGCUGCCGGACCAUGGCACAUGCUGUUCUUUAUAGUCAUCAUCUUCCUAGGUUCAUUCUAUCUUGUGAAUUUGAUUUUGGCCAUUGUUGCCAUGUCGUAUGACGAAUUGCAAAAGAAGGCCGAAGAAGAAGAGGCUGCCGAAGAGGAGGCGAUACGUGAAGCUGAGGAAGCUGCCGCCGCUAAAGCCGCCAAGCUGGAGGAGCGGGCCAAUGCGCAGGCUCAGGCAGCAGCGGAUGCGGCUGCCGCCGAAGAGGCAGCACUGCAUCCGGAGAUGGCCAAGAGUCCGACGUAUUCGUGCAUCAGCUAUGAGCUUUUCGUUGGCGGCGAGAAGGGCAACGAUGACAACAACAAGGAGAAGAUGUCCAUUCGCAGCGUCGAGGUGGAGUCGGAGUCGGUGAGCGUUAUACAAAGACAACCAGCACCUACCACAGCACACCAAGCUACCAAAGUUCGUAAAGUGAGCACGACAUCCUUAUCCUUACCUGGUUCACCGUUUAACAUACGCAGGGGAUCACGUAGUUCUCACAAGUACACGAUACGGAACGGACGUGGACGCUUUGGUAUACCCGGUAGCGAUCGCAAGCCGUUGGUAUUGUCAACAUAUCAGGACGCCCAGCAGCACUUGCCCUAUGCCGACGACUCAAAUGCCGUCACCCCGAUGUCUGAGGAGAAUGGGGCUAUCAUAGUACCCGUAUAUUAUGGUAAUCUAGGCUCUCGACACUCAUCGUAUACCUCGCAUCAGUCCCGUAUAUCGUAUACCUCACAUGGCGAUCUACUCGGCGGCAUGGCCGUCAUGGGCGUCAGCACAAUGACCAAGGAGAGCAAAUUGCGCAAUCGCAACACACGCAAUCAAUCAGUGGGAGCCACCAAUGGUGGCACCACCUGCCUGGACACCAAUCACAAGCUCGAGCAUCGCGACUACGAAAUCGGUCUGGAGUGCACGGACGAAGCUGGCAAGAUUAAACAUCAUGACAAUCCUUUUAUCGAGCCCGUCCAGACACAAACGGUGGUCGACAUGAAAGAUGUGAUGGUCCUGAAUGACAUCAUCGAACAGGCCGCUGGUCGGCAUAGUCGGGCAAGCGAUCGCGGUGUCUCCGUUUACUAUUUCCCAACAGAGGACGAUGACGAGGACGGGCCAACGUUCAAAGACAAGGCACUCGAAGUGAUCCUUAAAGGCAUCGAUGUGUUUUGUGUGUGGGACUGUUGCUGGGUUUGGUUGAAAUUUCAGGAGUGGGUCUCUCUAAUCGUCUUCGAUCCGUUCGUCGAGCUCUUCAUUACCCUGUGCAUUGUGGUUAACACAAUGUUUAUGGCGAUGGAUCAUCACGAUAUGAACAAGGAGAUGGAACGUGUUCUCAAAAGUGGCAACUAUUUCUUCACGGCCACCUUUGCCAUUGAGGCCACCAUGAAGCUAAUGGCCAUGAGCCCGAAAUACUAUUUCCAGGAGGGUUGGAACAUCUUCGAUUUCAUUAUCGUUGCCCUCUCACUUUUGGAGCUGGGUCUCGAGGGUGUCCAGGGUCUGUCCGUCUUGCGUUCUUUUCGAUUGCUGCGUGUUUUCAAGCUGGCCAAAUCCUGGCCAACGCUGAAUUUGCUCAUAUCGAUUAUGGGCCGCACUGUCGGCGCCCUCGGCAAUCUAACCUUCGUCCUGUGCAUUAUUAUCUUCAUAUUCGCGGUCAUGGGCAUGCAGCUGUUUGGCAAGAACUACACAGAUCACAAGGACCGAUUCCCGGAUGGCGAUCUGCCGCGCUGGAACUUCACCGACUUUAUGCACAGCUUUAUGAUCGUGUUCCGGGUGCUCUGCGGAGAAUGGAUUGAGUCCAUGUGGGACUGCAUGUACGUGGGCGAUGUCUCGUGCAUUCCCUUCUUCUUGGCCACCGUUGUCAUCGGCAAUCUUGUGGUACUUAACCUUUUCUUAGCCUUGCUUUUGUCCAAUUUUGGCUCAUCUAGCUUAUCAGCGCCGACUGCCGAUAACGAUACGAAUAAAAUAGCCGAGGCCUUCAAUCGAAUUGGCCGUUUUAAAAGUUGGGUUAAGCGUAAUAUUGCUGAUUGUUUCAAGUUAAUACGUAACAAAUUGACAAAUCAAAUAAGUGAUCAACCAUCAGGUGAGAGGACCAACCAGAUCAGUUGGAUUUGGAGCGAAGAGCAUGGUGACAACGAACUGGAGCUGGGUCACGACGAGAUCCUCGCCGAUGGCCUGAUCAAGAAGGGUAUCAAGGAGCAGACGCAACUGGAGGUGGCCAUCGGGGAUGGCAUGGAGUUCACGAUACACGGCGACAUGAAGAACAACAAGCCGAAGAAAUCCAAAUAUCUUAAUAACGCAACGAUGAUUGGCAACUCAAUUAACCACCAUGACAAUAGACUGGAACACGAGCUAAACCAUAGAGGUUUGUCCUUACAGGACGACGACACUGCCAGCAUUAACUCAUAUGGUAGCCAUAAGAAUCGACCAUUCAAGGAUGAGAGCCACAAGGGCAGCGCCGAGACGAUGGAGGGCGAAGAGAAACGCGAUGCUAGCAAAGAGGAUUUAGGUCUCGACGAGGAACUGGACGAGGAGGGCGAAUGCGAGGAGGGCCCGCUCGACGGUGAUAUCAUUAUUCAUGCACACGACGAGGAUAUACUCGAUGAAUAUCCAGCUGAUUGCUGCCCCGAUUCGUACUAUAAGAAAUUUCCGAUCUUAGCCGGUGACGAUGACUCGCCGUUCUGGCAAGGAUGGGGCAAUUUACGACUGAAAACUUUUCAAUUAAUUGAAAAUAAAUAUUUUGAAACAGCUGUUAUCACUAUGAUUUUAAUGAGUAGCUUAGCUUUGGCAUUAGAAGAUGUACAUCUGCCACAAAGACCCAUACUGCAGGAUAUUUUAUACUAUAUGGACAGAAUAUUUACGGUUAUAUUCUUCUUGGAAAUGUUAAUCAAGUGGUUGGCGCUCGGCUUCAAAGUGUACUUCACCAACGCGUGGUGUUGGCUCGAUUUCGUGAUUGUCAUGGUAUCGCUUAUCAACUUCGUUGCUUCACUUGUUGGAGCUGGUGGUAUUCAAGCCUUCAAGACUAUGCGAACGUUAAGAGCACUGAGACCACUACGUGCCAUGUCCCGUAUGCAGGGCAUGAGGGUCGUCGUUAAUGCGCUGGUACAAGCUAUACCGUCCAUCUUCAAUGUGCUAUUGGUGUGUCUAAUAUUUUGGCUAAUUUUUGCCAUAAUGGGUGUACAGCUUUUUGCUGGAAAAUAUUUUAAGUGCGAGGACAUGAACGGCACGAAGCUCAGCCACGAGAUCAUACCAAAUCGCAAUGCCUGCGAGAGCGAGAACUACACGUGGGUGAAUUCAGCAAUGAAUUUCGAUCAUGUAGGUAACGCGUAUCUGUGCCUUUUCCAAGUGGCCACCUUCAAAGGCUGGAUACAAAUCAUGAACGAUGCUAUCGAUUCACGAGAGGUGGACAAGCAACCAAUUCGUGAAACGAACAUCUACAUGUAUUUAUAUUUCGUAUUCUUCAUCAUAUUUGGAUCAUUUUUCACACUCAAUCUGUUCAUUGGUGUUAUCAUUGAUAAUUUUAAUGAGCAAAAGAAAAAAGCAGGUGGAUCAUUAGAAAUGUUCAUGACAGAAGAUCAGAAAAAGUACUAUAAUGCUAUGAAAAAGAUGGGCUCUAAAAAACCAUUAAAAGCCAUUCCAAGACCAAGGUGGCGACCACAAGCAAUAGUCUUUGAAAUAGUAACCGAUAAGAAAUUCGAUAUAAUCAUUAUGUUAUUCAUUGGUCUGAACAUGUUCACCAUGACACUCGAUCGUUACGAUGCGUCGGACACGUACAACGCGGUCCUAGACUAUCUCAAUGCGAUAUUCGUAGUUAUUUUCAGUUCCGAAUGUCUAUUAAAAAUAUUCGCUUUACGAUAUCACUAUUUUAUUGAGCCAUGGAAUUUAUUUGAUGUAGUAGUUGUCAUUUUAUCCAUCUUAGGUCUCGUACUUAGCGAUAUUAUCGAGAAGUACUUCGUGUCGCCGACCCUGCUCCGAGUGGUGCGUGUGGCGAAAGUGGGUCGUGUCCUUCGACUGGUCAAAGGUGCCAAGGGCAUUAGGACACUGCUAUUCGCCUUGGCUAUGUCGCUGCCGGCCCUGUUCAACAUCUGCCUGCUGCUGUUCCUGGUUAUGUUCAUCUUUGCCAUUUUCGGCAUGUCGUUCUUCAUGCACGUUAAGGAGAAGAGCGGCAUCAACGAUGUCUACAAUUUCAAGACCUUUGGCCAGAGCAUGAUCCUGCUCUUUCAGAUGUCGACAUCAGCCGGUUGGGAUGGUGUACUGGACGCCAUUAUCAAUGAGGAAGCAUGCGAUCCACCCGACAACGACAAAGGCUAUCCGGGCAAUUGUGGUUCAGCGACCGUUGGAAUAACGUUUCUCCUCUCAUACCUAGUUAUAAGCUUUUUGAUAGUUAUUAAUAUGUACAUUGCUGUCAUUCUCGAGAACUAUAGUCAGGCCACCGAGGACGUGCAAGAGGGUCUAACCGACGAUGACUACGAUAUGUACUACGAGAUCUGGCAGCAGUUCGAUCCGGAGGGCACCCAGUAUAUACGCUAUGAUCAGCUGUCCGAAUUCCUGGACGUACUGGAGCCUCCGCUGCAGAUCCAUAAACCGAAUAAGUACAAGAUCAUAUCGAUGGACAUACCCAUAUGUCGCGGUGACCUCAUGUACUGCGUCGAUAUUCUCGACGCCCUCACGAAAGACUUCUUUGCGCGGAAGGGCAAUCCGAUAGAGGAGACGGGCGAGAUCGGUGAGAUAGCGGCCCGACCAGAUACGGAGGGCUAUGAGCCCGUCUCAUCAACGCUGUGGCGCCAGCGAGAGGAGUACUGUGCCCGGCUUAUACAGCAUGCCUGGCGUAAGCACAAGGCGCGCGGCGAGGGUGGCGGUGGGUCCUUCGAACCGGAUACGGAUCAGGGAGAUGGCGGUGAUCCGGAUGCUGCGGACCCAGCGCCAGGCGAUGAAACUGCGGAUGGCGAGGCCCCUGCAGGAGGAGAUGGUAGUGUUAACGGUACUGGAGGAAAUGGAGAAGGUGCUGCCGAUGCCGACGAGAGCAAUGUAAAUAGUCCGGGUGAGGAUGCAGCGGCAGCAGCAGCAGCGGCGGCGGCGGGUACGACGGCGGGAACAACGGCUGGUAGUCCCGGAGCGGGCAGCGCCGGACGACAGACCGCCGUUCUCGUAGAGAGCGACGGGUUCGUGACGAAGAACGGCCACAAGGUGGUCAUCCACUCCCGAUCGCCGAGCAUCACGUCGCGUACGGCGGAUGUCUGAGCCAGGCCUCGCCCCCCCCUCCAAGAUGCACGCGAGUAUUAGCAUGAGUACGUAUUGGAUGUUGCACGUUGCACGCUGCAUGUCAGCACGUUAGCAACGGGCAACAACAAGUGAGCUAGCUAACAACAACAGCAACAUGGCGAACAACAAGCAUAAUUUUCUGCUAUAUAAUGAAAAACUACACCAUACAAACAAAACAACAACAACAACAACAACCAACAACAACAGCAGCAACAAUAACAAAACAAAAAAACACAAUAAAAAUCAGAAGAAGAAAUCAACAUACAACCGAUGAUUAUAACGAAGAAGAACCAACAACAACAACAACACCAGUGUAAUGUCCUUGAGUUACAUAUUUGUAAACCCGCAUUAUUCAGUUAACGAGUCAGCAACCAACAACAAUCAUACUUAAGCUAAACCGAAAUGUCGAAAUAAUUUGUAAGCAGUUCGUAGUCCAAACCAUUUUAGGCGUUUUUCCAACCAACUAUUUGCCUAAGCAGGUGGAAGAAGAAAGUGAAGAAAGUGAAAGAACCAUUAAUACACCACACUAAAACACCAAUACACACACACAUAUACAGUCAAACAUCUACAUGACCAUAACAACAAUUAUAAUCCCAACAAAAACAAAACAAAAAACCAAACAAAAAACCAAACACAGAUAACAAAAACUUAAAGAUCGAUGAACAAGCUCUAAAAAUUGUAUUUGCCAGUAGUAGUGGGACAACAAACAACACGCUUGAUUUUAAUUAAACAAACUUACCAAAUUACCUAAAAGAAAUACCCAAAAUAAAAAUAAAAAAAUAAACAAAAGAACGAGCAAAUAACGGUAAAGGGUAAGCAGAAGCAGAAGCCACAAACAAACAGAACAAACAAACAAACAAAAUCCCCCGUAAAGCAACAUUCAAAAACUAAACAGAUGAACCUUUUUCAACUUAUUCUAAAACCGAGACGAGAACACCAAUUUGCAUAGUUUGUAUUGUACAUUUAUCCAGCUAAAUAAUGCAAAAGUAAAAAAAAAAACAUGAAAACCAAAGGGAGUAAAUCAAAAGCGGGCCCAAGAACAACUAACUAAAGCAACACCAAUAACAACAACAACAAAAAGAAAUACCGCCUGAACUGCCAUUGAAAGCAAUACGAACCAAAAAAAAAAAACAAAACAAAAAACAAAAAGAAAACAAGAACAAAGCUAAACCAAAAACGAAAGAGAUACAAAGUAUAAUCACACACAACAGUCCAUACACCCGCACACACUCACACAGACAAACACACACACACACUAACAGAAGGAGGGAAAAAAAGGUCACCAAGAAACGAGAGUAAUAGGCAGACAGAGUAAUUUCACAUUCACAUACAAUCGUACUAACUAACGGGCAUUCCCUUUGCAGUUUCGUUUAUGGCGAUAACACAUCCCAUUGGGCCAGCAACAGAAAGUUCAAAGCAAACAUUUCAACCAUAUAGGGAUCGGAUUUGUUGAGACCAUAUUCUCAUUUUGAGGUUAUGAACCACCAUUUGAGGUUAUGUUCUCACUUUCAGGUUAUGCCCUCGCACACACACUCACACACACACUGAAACAUCCUAACACCUUAACUACAUUUUAACAGCAACACAAAGCGACGACAGUACCAAACAAAUCCUUGGAGUUGGGGCGCAUGGAGCCGAAGGAAGUGAGACGCAGACGAGUGAAACCUUUAAUAAACAAGAUCUUAGCAAUUCAAAUUCGAAUUCGAUCAGUUAAAAACAAAAACAAAAAACAAUAAACGAUGAACGAUGUACGAAGAGAAAGCGGAGUAAGUGUAUAAGCCCAAAAAAAAAAAAUCGAACAAUACCAAGAAUGUGAAGUGAAAGAGAAGAACCAGUACCGAAACAAGUUCAAAGCAAGGCAAAGCGAAGUGCUAAAAAAGAAAACGCGAAACAAAAUACGAAAAUGAAAAAACGAAAAAGAAAAUAGCAGAAGAGCAGUUUGUGCCUAGCACAAUAUAAAAAACUAAAGCAACUAGAGAAACGAAAACGUGUGAGUGAACAAUUUGAACGUGUUUUUGUUUUCAAAGUGUGCUCUAUUUUCACAUACUUACCUUCUUUUUGAUGAUCUUAACCUACAAGUAGAAAUCGAGCAAGGAUCGAGUUUAACGCGAAAAUUACACAAUGAGCAAGGAGAGUAAAUACGAAACGAAUAUAUAUUACACGUAAUUAUAACAUAAAUAAUUUAAACUUAAAUACGAUAUUGAUACUGAAUUUUGAAUUCAAACAAAGUUUUAGUCCGACCGACCGCUUGAGAGCGUAGCAUACUUUUCAGCGCCAGACGCCUUUCGCAUUCGCUUUCCUUUUCGUAUCCGCCGCAGCCGCGUUAUAACAAUGGACAAGGAGAUAUGAGAAAACCGAUAAACGAUAACCAAUUCAAUACCAAAAAAAAAAAAAAAAAAAAACAAAAACGAAAAACCAAAAAACUUAUAGUAUUCCGCUCAGUUGCGCCCAAUUUUGCCAAGCUAAGCUUUGUUUGAAUCAGCUUUUGAUCUGCAAUUUGAUUUCUUUGGUUUCUCUGUCGUUUCAUUUACUAGCAAUGCCUUUUUCGCCGCUGUUCAGUUAUGUAUCGACCGAUACCGAUUACCGAUUACCGAUUACGAUAACGUUCAAUGAAGUUCCAUUGAAUUAGCUCCCACUGCACUGAUAGUUGCGGAGCACUUCGAGACUCGAGUGACGCAGCAACAAAGAAAAAUUAUAUGUGAGGUUCCAUUGCGCACACACACACACACACACAUACAUACACAGUACAGUACACUCUCGCCACAGUCACUCGAAAAAAAAAACAUAAGACAUAUAUAGAAACUCAGAAACACAUGUAAAUGCUUUGCUUUUGCUUCGAAAUUGCUGCAAUCGUAGUAGGAGGUGAAUGAAAAACGAAUACUUUGGGAUCAAUGCGCUUUUUGGUUUUUGACAAUAACAAUUACCAACUCACACCACCCACUGACACUUACGUCCACAAGAAAACAUCCACAGAGACAGACAUGGACAUUGAAAAUAUGUUUGUACCUUCUUUCAGUGACGAUCCUCUGACUCGCUGACUUGCUCUCACUUGAUCUCCAACAACAGUUAAAACGAAACAUGCUUUCAUCACAGAGAGACACAUACACACACACCCACACACACACACACACUGCCUGACUUCUAACUAUCUGUUAAAUCAAAUACAAAUGCGGAACUUGUUCUAAGCACAUCCACAUCUACCCACUAAAAGUAUAAAGAAAAAACAGCAUCGUACAAAAUUAAUCAGCAUUGGGAAUUGACAAAUUCAUCCUAGGCCAACCAAACUGCAAACCAUUUUGAUUUGCCAACCCUUUCGGCAUAAAUCCGUUUCAUUUAGUUUCCCAAAAAGUGUCUUUUUCUUAGUAGAUCACAGUUGGUCUUUUGGAAAUGGCCAGAUUUGAGUCCUGUCUUGGCUAAGAGUUUUUGAAACUGUUUUUUUAUGGCAACUGUAUAACAGUUAUAUACAUCUUGUAGAUCAAUUUCAAGGUUUGUACUGCACAGUACAACGUAUAAUAGAUUUAUAACAGUUUUUUUUAAGUUGUCCAAAAAAAAAAACAGUUUUCUUUACUGCUAGACAAGACAGCAGGACACCUAUCAUGGCCACUUCGCACCGAUCAACUGCCUCAACCAUUUGCAAUAGUUUCCCAAUACUAGACCGACCGUUCCGAUUUCACCAUCUCAAGGCGUUCAAAACACUAUAUCCUAUCCUAGCCGAACACAAAAAUGUAACGCAAACAACAAAAAUUGUAGAGUAAUUAACUUGUGUACAUUAUGGGGACCAGUUUAAGCGUUGCCUUAAAGUCCAAACAAAUUUUACGUGUUUCAUUUGUUUUGCGCACGCUUUAACAAGAGCUUUGUCCAAUGAUCAGAUAGCCCCAGUUUAUGUUUUAUGCUGAAGAAGAGGGAAGUUCGGGGGUUUCACAUCUUGACAUCUGUGUGAGCGCCCCUUAACACUAAACCCCCUUUGGAGACGCAACGCAAAACCCGACCCGAACAGACUGCAAUAUAUGGUUCGCCUUUAAAAUCAUCGUAUUACCUAUUUGUAUUUACCCACCACCACCCACCAUUGAUUUAACGCUUGCCAAUUGCCAAUUUUGUAACGACUUGAAUGUAGCUUCAUUAUUAUACAUUUUGUUGGCUGUUUGACAAAUAAUACGAAUACCCACUUUAAUAAAUAAUAGAACACAUGGAAAUAAAUGAAUGCAAAAACCAUAAAUCGCUUAGUCGAGAAUAAUAAUACAAAUGAAUAAUAAUAAUAAUAAUAAUAAUAAUGAAAAACGAAACAUGCUAUAAACUAAUAACAGAAAAUUAAGUUUGAAAAUUCCGUACAAAAAUGCAUAAGUUUAAACGAAAAAAAAGAAGCAUAUAAUAUUGAGAAAAAAAAGCUAAACGAAAUAAUAUAUCUACUUAUACUGAGUGCACUGUUAUAAACGAGGGGCGGGGCGAGAUUAAAUAAACAACAACAACAACAACAACAAACAAAAAACGAAUCAAACGAAAAAUGAAAAAUGAGAAAGAAAAACAAAGAAACCUAUAUAUUAUAACGGUAUAUAAUAUAUAUACUUCAAGAUAUUGUACUAUCUAUGUGUGAAUAUAACAUCAUCUGCAAGAAACAACAGCCACACAUGAAGCUUAAGCGACAAGCAAAAACAAAAACAAAACCAAAAAAAGAAAGAAAGAAAGAAAGAACAGAGACAACUUGAAAGCAAACAAGAAGUCGACUCGAAGCGAUACUCUAUCUAUAAUAACCAUGUAAAUUUACAAUAAUAAAAAAGCCGAUUGAGGGAUAUGAAUUUUAGCAAGCGGUAAAUUCAAGCUAAGCCGAACCGAAACGCAAAUCGAAAUCGAAAAGUUGAACAAAACCAAAAAACAAAAAAAGAUGUUAGGAAGAAAAAGAAAGGACAGGCGUCGAGGAAGGAUGAUAAAUGAUAUUGAUAAGGAAAUCUAUUUCAUAUUUUUAGCAUACGUGUAAACAUAUUUUUUGUGCCGAGGUUACGUUCGAAGCAACACGCGCAUCAUUGCCAUUAGACAAAAUAAAAUUAAUUAUAUAUACAAUAUGCCUAAAAAUAAUACGGUUAAAACAAAAGCAAAAACAAAAAAUAAAACUAUAACUAAUUAUUAUAAAAGAAAACAAACAAACAAAAAAAAAAAACAAACCAACAACUGCAUAUUUUGUGCUGCUGAAGAAAGUCACAACGCAA